UGGAACCAGUCCUUUUCAAUGGAUGCCGCCAUACUAAACGAAUGUCUUAUUUUACGGCGAUUAAUUUCUAUAAAUACAGCUUUGUGUUAACUUGUAUUAAAAAAAUUCAACAAAAUUUUAACUUUGAAUAAAGUCAACCAGGGAAGUAUCAUAUUGUCUUAGCGUAUUAUAUCAUGGACGAGACAAAAUCACCAACUUCUUCGAUGGAGUCGACCGGGGAUACAAGUCGGCUCUUGAAAGAAUUGCUAGAUCUUCAGAAAUCAACAGCAUCAUCUAUGAUGAGUAUCGAUAGAUCAGUGACUAUAGGUGAUAGCAAUGAGAUCUUGCAUUCAAUACCUAGUAUGGGACAAACAACUGGAGACGGCACUGACCCUACUCUUACAGAAUUAAUAAAGACCAUGUAUGAUGAGGGAGCCCAUCAUCAACUAAUCACACUACAAGGGACAGAUACAGCCAACAGUUUCAGUGUUUAUGGUCAGGAGGUGGAUAUAAUAUCUAGCAAACAGGUGGCAAAAUCUCAGUCAUUGUCUGGCUCGACCGGAUCUAACAAGGUAAAGAUAACACCUGUAGUGAAUUAUGACUGGGAGAACAGAGCUUAUAUAGGAAAUCUUGUAGCUGUUCACAGGGGAAAUGUAUUUGUGGCUUAUGUCUUGAAAGGCAAGACUGGAGGUGUGGUAAGAAUAACAAACAGAAGGACAGCAGAGCGUCAUUUGUUAAAAGAUUUUGUGGGGCGUGUAAUAGAUCUAGCGUUCGCUCACACUGAUGAUAUUCUGCUUGCCGUGGUAGAUGAAAUAGGAAAUCUCUGUGUUUAUGAGCUUAAACAAGUGACAGAUGAUGGCAAAAUAACUUCCUCGAUGCUGUUACAUAUACAACGUCCGGAGACAACUCUGGUGAGUGAGUAUCAUCGUGUAAUAUGGUGUCCGUAUAUACCCGACGAUGCUGAUGAUAGUAGUGCCACAGAUUCCAGCACCCAGGAUAAUGCCAGCCGUGUACUUGUUCUUACAAAUGAUGAAAAGGUAUGACCAUUUGUUGUUUGUUUUAUCACUUAUUGAUCCUGUUCUGGACCUCUGUAUACCCGAGAUGUAGAAACCGGAUUGCAAUAGAAGAUCAAAAGUCAUGUAAAGCCCAUCAUGGACGCAGCAUUCUCUCCUGAUGGCACUGCUCUAGCUACAGCCAGUAUUGAUGGUGAAGUGAAGUUCUUCCAGGUGUACAUGCAUGAACAAACUUCUCCCAGAUGUUUACACCAGUGGAAACCACACAAUGGAAAGCCAAUGUCUUGUUUGUUCUUUUUAGAUGAUCAUAAAAACUGCAGCCCUGAAUUAAAAAACUGGAAGUUUUUAGCGUGUACUGGUCUUCCAAACAAUCAGGUUUCAAAAUUUAAGAUAUUUACAUGUGACUGGAACUAUUGGUGUCCCAAACGAAUCAGGUUUCUGUGUCCCAGGAUGGGCCCGUCUAAUUUUUUAGUGGGGCCAUGUAUGAAAGCUUCCAUAGACCUGGUAGUGGCCAAAUUCUUUGUUCUUUCUGAUAAAAAAGAAAAGGUCCUGUAUGUGCUACAAAUUCAUCAAGAUAGUGAACAGAAUACUGCUCAUGUAAGCUCAGUAUCAGAGUUUACUUUAGCCCAGCCUUGCCUGAGCUUUGCUAUAUUAGAUGCUGGUUACAAAGAGAUUAAAAAGUCUAAGGGAGAUGACUCUCAUCUAGAUGAAAUAACUACAGGAGAGAUCAUAAAGGAAGAUGUUGAUGAUGAAGAUAAGAAGGUUGAACAAAACACAUCCAGUAUCUCUGUACAGAUUAAACUUUACACCGUCCAUCCAAAGGCCUUACAGGAAUUGCUCAUCAGGUUCAAACCCGAGUCCUCCGCCCCACAGCCCCCACCACCAUCUGUCAGCUCAGUAUCACAGAGUGAAGGUGGGAUGGUAGAUGGGCUCUCUGACAUCAGCAUGAACAUGGAAGGUAGUGGAGAACAUAACAAGAGUGAUUCUUUCUCCGGAGCUGUCACAGAACAUGCCCUGGGACAACCUGUGCUUCUAACUCCAGAUGCUUUUACUUCUAGUCCUAGAAAGCAAUAUCCAGAGGACAGUAUGCUAGAUGGUGUCCGAGGCAGUAUGUCUAGCACCAGCAGUUUUACCCAGGUAUCUGCUAUGAAUGAUGACUUCCUGUCACCAAGGAGCAGCUCUGGUAGCACCAUUACCCAGACUCCAACCACGCCAAAAAAUGGAGCCCAGUCCCCAGCUACAUCCAAAAGUGAAACAACACCAUCCUCUAUCCCGCUCCCACCUAUUUCUUCCAGUGAAGAGCAUGAACUUGCUACUCCCACCUCCACUGCUAGAGAGCCAGAAGUAAGGGAAGCUACUCCAACACCUGAGGAGACACAGGAAGUAGAUGAUUUCUUCCAGCAGCAGACGACCGAGAAGCGCGACUUGCAGAUGGUAUCAUUGGACAGUACACAAAGUACAGGGGCAUAUGAAGUAUCAGAAGGAAGAAUACAUGGCAAGUCACAGAGUUCCUAUGACGAGAUGGAUGAGGAAGUGGCCGAGGUCAUGGGAGAGGACCAGGACGGGUAUUCUGAGGGGCCAACCGAGGGUACACAACCAUUUGAGGAAAGGGAGGAUACUGGUCAAGUAGGUGAGAGUACAGAAUCAAGUUUGAGGAUGUGGCCUAAACCACCUGAUGUUGGAGGCUCAAUCAAUGAGGUUGGAGAUGUUGAUGACACAGAGAAUGUUGAUGAAGAGGAAGAAGAAGGUGAAGAUGAUGACGACGAUGAUGAUGAUGUAGUGGUUGAAGAAGAAGAGGAGAAUGUAGUGGAGGGCGAGUCGGAGGGAGAAAAAGAGGGCGAUGCUGAUGAGGAAAUAGAAGAGGAGAUAGAGGAGGAACAAGAACCCUCCGAGGAAAGUAUGGAUAACAAGAGGGAACCAAUGGCAGCUCCUGUUGCAGGAUCGGGCUAUUCCUCUUCACCAAGAGACAAUAGACCAGUUGAAGUGAGAGAAAUACACAGAGAGACUAUUAGAGAAGUGUUUGACACAGCAGAAAUACAGAAGUUACAUUCCAGUAUGGCUGCCAUACUUCAAGCUAUACAGAAUCAACAACAACAACUGGAAUUUCUGAAACACAAUAUGUCUGCUCAACAAGAAAAUUAUCUUGAGUUACGACGUCGGCAGCUAGAACAGGAACAGUUACAUCAGGUAUCGGAAGGUGCUCAGCCAAGUAUAGAGGAACAUCUUGGUAAACUAGAGAACAUUGUUACAUCAAGGGUAGAAAGAUUGUUUAACCAACACUCACAGAAAGAAAAUCAGAGAGUACAGGAUAUAUUGAGACAAGCAGAGGCUCGUGAUGAACGUAAGCAAGAGAGAUUACAGAAUACAGUAGCUACGUCACUCGCACAGGCAGUAAACAGUCACAUGGAUAAAGUAGUUCGUAGCACUAUUGUUCCCAGUAUAACAAAAGUAUUGGAACCUGUAAAAGACCAGAUACAUCAAGACAUGACACAGAAACUGACAGCAGCUGAUUCCCUCAUCAGAGAAAAUGCUUCCCACAUUGCCAAGACAUUCAGAUCACGGCAAACAGUAGAGGCUGUGGGUGUGGCAGCAGGCAAUGCCAUACAGGCACCAAUGCAGGCUGCAUAUCGAGAAGCAUUCCAGAAUAUUGUUAUACCUUCAUUUGAGAGAACUACACAAAACAUGUACCAGCAAGUUACAGAUACCUUCCAGAGGGGUACAAAAGAAUAUACUAGACAACUGGAAUCACAUCUCGACAGUAUUCGACAGAAACAUGUAGAAGCACGUGAUCCAGUUGUAGCAGAAUUACGAAAACUUACUGAUUCCUUCCAAACCUCAGCUGAACAAAUGAAAUCUCAUGUGAUAGCAACAAUACAAUCUCAACUCAGUAAUGAAGUCCAUAAAUCUCUAUCAAGGUUACAAGAUGAUAUGUCCCAGUAUGUGAGGGAAGCUGUGAGGGAAGAGGUAGCGGUUGCUAUGAGGGAGCAGGGAAGCUCCAUCAGUGAUAGUGUUCUUAAUGCUAUGAGGUCAGGGGCAGUGACACCAAUGAGAGCGACCCCUGACCCUCAGGUAGAGAAAACACACAUACUGAAUCUGUUACGACAAGGGCAGCUAAAUGCAGCAUUUCAGCAGGCAUUGUCAGCGGCUAACCUUGAACUUGUGAUGAGUCUAUGUGAGACAGUAAAUCCAUCACAAGUUUUCAACCAGCAACCAUGUCCGUUACAUCAGCCUGUCCUCCUAUCACUCAUACAGCAGCUGUCAGCUGAUCUAGAGAAUCAUACAGAUCUUAAAUACAAAUACUUGGAAGAAGCUGUGAUGAACCUUGACCCCCAUGAUUCUGUCACACAGGAACAUAUGAAAGGAGUGUUGUAUGCCCUAAACCAAAAACUAAGAAUAUAUAUCCCAGCUCACCCUAAUGACAAGGUGACAAGAUCACUGAAAAUGUUACUCAUGGCCUCAGAGUCCUUGAUCAAAUAAAUUGGUGCUUUCUUCUUCAUUACUAUCAUUCAUAAAUGGUGUAAAAGUAAAAAUUGAUGAUUUAAAGUGUGAAAAUGGUAAAAUAUGAGAAAAUUGGAAAAUGAAGUGUGAUGGUUCAAGGAUCUGAAGUUCAAAAGACUGGAGUAGUUAAUAAUUGAAAGGACUUGGUGAACUAUAAAAGGUUUUUAAAAAAACAUUCAAUCUUCAAAUGUAACAUGAUGUGUCUGUUAAUUUAAGAACAGAAUAAUCAGUUCAGCAUUCAUUUUGUAGAAUCCAUGUUAUUGUUUAAUCACCUUUAUCAGUUGCAAGUUCAAAAUAGUUCAAGACUUGUAUUAGCAUAUUCUGUUAGAAGUUUGUAUUCUUAUUAAUGUUAACAAAUAAAUAAUAUGUACUGAUAUAAUUCACAGGAGAGUAAAACUGUACCCUGUUAGUUGAUACUAUUAUGUUUAUUAUUUGACUUAAUAAAUGAUUUGGCAACAUUAUGCUGUUAGUAAGAUUUUUUUUCUUAAGAGUUGACCUUGUUUUGUUGUUUUCUUUUUACAAAGAUUUUCAAAUAAUGUCAGUUUGUUGUUAGAUCUGUGUUACAUAUCAACAGUACUAACUUAAAAGGUAAUAAAGUGAAACUUGUGCUUAGUUUUUAGUUUUGUCUUAAGAUUAUUUUUUUUGGAGAUAUUUUUGAUUAAAUGCCUCAUUUAGUUGUAGGUUCAUUUUAGUUGAGCAGUUAAGAGUUAUGUAGGUUUUGUACACAGUACCAAAGUUAUUUCAUAUUUUGUUACAAUGUAGUUUUGUAUAUAUUUUUGUUUUAACUGAGAAUAGAAAAUUAGCAGAUGGCUAAAUUAAAGUAUUAAAAACUCAUUA
Molecule: messenger RNA, 5327 nt
Organism: Ruditapes philippinarum (Manila clam)
Lineage: Eukaryota; Metazoa; Mollusca; Bivalvia; Venerida; Veneridae
Product: enhancer of mRNA-decapping protein 4-like
Biological process (GO): deadenylation-independent decapping of nuclear-transcribed mRNA
Cellular component (GO): P-body
Molecular function (GO): protein binding
Source: RefSeq, a predicted model, not a curated record